AAAGAAAGAAAGAUGAAACCGGAGGCUGAGAAGGGCAUGCAGGGGGCCGACCCCUGUUUUCUCUUUUCUAUUACUUGAUGCUGCAAAGGAACCUCCGCCCUCUCCCCUUUCCGUCUGGCCAUUAUAUAUUGGACCAACCACUGCCCUUCCCCUCAUCACCUCGCAGCAUUCUUCUUCCGAUCCAUUUCCUUCUUCAUUAAACCUUUCUUUUCUUCCCUCGAUUCAGAUCUUAUCAAUCACUAUGGCCGGUGAGUCUAGCGUGCAGGCAUCGUCUCCUCUGGAGAUGAAAGGCCUCGGACCUUUCGACCAGAAGCUUGCUAUGGCAAAGCGAUGCGGCCAUGAGGGCGUGGUUGCAGGAGCAAGAGCCGCAGUGGUUGCAACUGUUGCUAGUGCAGUCCCCACUUUGGCAAGCGUGAGAAUGUUGCCAUGGGCAAGGCGCAACCUCAACCCCACCGCUCAGGCCCUCAUCGUCUCCUUAGUGGCAGGCUCGGCGUUCUUCAUAGUUGCAGACAAGACGGUGCUGACCACGGCAAGGAAGAACUCUUUCCGGCACCACCAUUCUUGAUGAGAGCAACGGCCGGCCAUUCAUACAGAAAUGUUUAUGUAUCGUCGUGUCUUUUGAUUCCCUCUUUUCUACUGGCGUUGUUUAUCGACCUGUACGAGCAAUGUAUAACCGCUUUCCCCAUAUGUAUAAAUAUUAAGAUUGAUGUUUCUUCA
Nymphaea colorata (pocket water lily) is the source of this 717-nucleotide messenger RNA. Its product is annotated as early nodulin-93-like. Lineage: Eukaryota; Viridiplantae; Streptophyta; Magnoliopsida; Nymphaeales; Nymphaeaceae. The transcript has 4 exons. The record is from RefSeq and is a predicted model, not a curated record. The coding region runs from base 242 to 565 and encodes 107 amino acids.